Molecule: messenger RNA, 1446 nt
Organism: Vollenhovia emeryi
Lineage: Eukaryota; Metazoa; Arthropoda; Insecta; Hymenoptera; Formicidae
Product: hydrocephalus-inducing protein-like
Exons: 8
Coding region: 1-1446 (481 amino acids)
Biological process (GO): cilium movement; axonemal central apparatus assembly
Cellular component (GO): axoneme
Source: RefSeq, a predicted model, not a curated record
AUGUCAAGAGAAUUAGAAAAUAUAUCCAAUGCUAUGAAUGAUUAUUACAACCGUCUUUUAGCCAUAGAGAAUAUUAUAAAGAAUUGGGAUUCUCUUAAAAAAGAUCCGCUGCUUACACUAAAAAGUAAAAUUGUGAAGACUGAUAGACUAAUAGAUACAAAAGAUAAAACUUCUGAUAUCAGUAAAGAGAUUUAUACGAAUGGUUUUCAUAUUUGGUACGUAAAUGCCACUGAUCCAUGGAAUCGAGUGAUGUAUGACGUGAUAGUAAAUCAAAUAAAGGAGAGUAGCUUAGCUAAAAAAGCUCUUCAGGCUUUUCAAAUCGUCUCAUUAUCCACACUAUCCAACCCUAUCGUUACGGAAACCAAUUCUUCGCACACUAGUGUGAUUAGUAAGCCAAAAAGUUCUGUAAAGAAUACAAAUCGCAGAGAGCGUGUCUUCAACAAGAAUAAAGAAUCCUUGGCGGUAUCGUUAAACGCAUCUACGAUAGAGAGCGUGGAUACCAAUGCAUCUAGUGUUAAUACAAUUUACGAAAAAGUAUUGAAACCUCGAUGGACUAUGCUACCUAACGAAAUUCAGAAAUUCAAAAUUCGAUACCAACCCGAAGAUAUAGGAACUCACCGGCAAACAUACGCGUUAUCCAUUCUCGAUGGCAAUGAUAUUACUUAUGACAUCAAUGUUUAUGGUGCUACAGAUAUUCCGAUGCUAGAUAUGAACCCUAACGCUAUUUUUUCAAAGGUAAUAACGUUUUCUAUAUAUGAUACGGAAAUGUAUACAGAAAUUAUCGAAGAAACGAAGGUGAACGAUAUAAUCGAACCCACGUACUUUUCCGACGUUGGUAUUUACGACUUUGGAUCGUUACUGAUUUUUCGAAAGGAUAAAAGCGCUCAUCGUCGUGAAGUAACAUUUAAAUUCUGCAAUGUAUCCAAAGUCGAUGCGCAAGUAUCCUUCUCUCUCCAGGAAAAUAAUUCAGAUAUUUUCAUUAUAGAGCCAGAGAAACUUUAUAUUCAGAUAAGUUGUUUUCAAUUAUUUCGUGCUGGACAGUGUAAAUUGCUAAAAAUAUCGGCAAGCGUUACAAAACUCGGUUUAUUUACCGAUAAAUUAUAUGUAUGUAUCACGAAUAAUCCGCACGUUGAAAUAAUCGAGCUCCGAUGUAAUGGCACGAAAUUGGACAUAGAAUUUGAGGGCAAACAGUUACAUUUUGGUCAAGUGCUCUUGUAUCGAAAAAGCUUUCUUUCUAGUUUCAUUCGAAAUAGAUCUCCGAUCGAAAUAUUCUGGCAUUUGGCUCCUGAUGAACCGUUCGACCCUCAAAUCUCAAUUACGCCGAUUAAGGGAAUUGUCAGGGGCCAGAGUGAUCAAAGAAUUGAAUUCUGUUGUCAUGCUAACAAAGUGAAAGACCGAACUGCACUAAAUAUACCAAUACUUAUUACUAAAGACAUUAAUAUUUAA